Molecule: messenger RNA, 3657 nt
Organism: Brienomyrus brachyistius
Lineage: Eukaryota; Metazoa; Chordata; Actinopteri; Osteoglossiformes; Mormyridae
Product: gamma-aminobutyric acid receptor subunit beta-1-like
Exons: 9
Coding region: 298-1827 (509 amino acids)
Biological process (GO): chemical synaptic transmission; regulation of membrane potential; monoatomic ion transmembrane transport
Cellular component (GO): neuron projection; membrane; synapse
Molecular function (GO): extracellular ligand-gated monoatomic ion channel activity; neurotransmitter receptor activity; GABA-A receptor activity
Source: RefSeq, a predicted model, not a curated record
CUUUUCGCGACGCCUUGAGUCGGAUACCAGCUACGAUCCGCGUUAUUUACAACACGUGGGGGACGCGCUAAAUGCAAAUCUGAUCCGGACACCGAUGCAUCCGCUAAAGAUGUUUAAAUUUGCCAAAGGGGUGGAUCUGACCGGCAUAUUGAUCUGAUUCAUCUUCUGCGUUUCCUUCGCUCUGACAAUAGCAGCACACGCCUGAUCGGCGAAAAGGGGGGGGGGGGGGAUAUUAGUUUGUUUCAGCGCUUUGUCGGAAAGUAUUUCGCCUGUUUUCAUGCUGCUUAAGCGACGCGCAUGCGUUUGCUGCCAUCGGGAUUAUCGCCGUACCCAGGACUAAGUUGCAUCUUUCGGAUCCUCACUCGAAGCCGUACCCUUUGCACAAAGUUAGUAAUGUGGACAGUUCAAGACCGAGGUUGUGCAGGGAUUUUGUUCCUGCCUUUGAUGAUAGCCAUGGUCCGCUGUGCGCAAAGCGCAACUGAGCCCAGAAACAUGUCAUACGUGAAAUCAACGGUGGAUAAAUUGCUCAAAGGAUAUGACAUUCGUUUAAGGCCCGAUUUCGGAGGUGCUCCAGUCGAUGUCGGGAUGAGCAUAGAUAUCUCCAGCAUCGACAUGGUCUCGGAAGUCAAUAUGGACUACACCCUCACCAUGUACUUCCAGCAAUCGUGGAGGGACAAACGUCUCUCCUACACGGGAAUCCCGUUGAAUCUGACGCUAGACAACCGGGUGGCGGACCAGCUGUGGGUGCCUGACACCUACUUCAUCAACGACAAGAAGUCCUUCGUGCACGGCGUGACGGUGAAAAACCGCAUGAUCCGGCUGCAUCCGGACGGCACCGUGCUCUACGGCCUGAGAAUCACCACAACGGCUGCCUGCAUGAUGGAUCUCCGUCGGUACCCGCUUGACGAACAGAACUGCACGCUGGAGAUCGAGAGUUACGGCUACACCACCGAUGACAUCGAGUUCUACUGGAAAGGUGGCAGCGCUGUCACGGGGGUGGACAACAUCGAGCUGCCCCAGUUCUCCAUCAUCAAUUACGAAACGCUCUCCAAAAAAGUGGUCUUCACCACAGGAUCUUACCCCCGGCUCUCCUUGAGCUUCAAGCUGAAGAGGAACAUCGGCUACUUCAUCCUGCAGACCUACAUGCCCUCCAUCCUCAUCACCAUCCUCUCCUGGGUCUCCUUUUGGAUCAACUACGACGCCUCGGCUGCCAGAGUCGCGCUAGGGAUUACCACGGUGUUGACCAUGACCACCAUCAGCACCCACCUGCGUGAGACCCUACCCAAGAUCCCCUACGUCAAGGCCAUCGACAUCUACCUGAUGGGCUGCUUCUUCUUUGUCUUCUUGGCGUUGCUGGAGUACGCCUUUGUCAACUACAUCUUCUUCGGCCGGGGUCCCCAUCUACAGAAGAAGGCAGCAGACAAGGCUACCAAGACCAAUAAUGAGAAGGCCGGUUUGGAGAGCAACAAAGUGCAGGUGGAUGCUCACGGCAACAUCCUCCUGACCAGCCUGGAGAUCCGCAACGAAGUGACAGGCGCGGAGAUGCUGGCAGGCCUCGGUGACCCGCGGCCGGGUGUCUUCUCCUUCGACAACGCCAGCAUCCAGUACCGGCGGCCCAUAAUGGCCCGCGACCUCUACGGGCGCCCCCCCGCCGACCACCCCACGACGCUCCACAAGAAGGGCCGCCUGCGGAGAAGAGCCUCACAGAUCAAGGUCAAGAUCCCCGACCUGACAGACGUCAACGCGAUAGACAAGUGGUCCCGCAUGAUCUUCCCCAUCGCUUUCACCUUCUUCAACCUGGUCUACUGGCUUUACUACGUCCACUAGACCAGUGCUCUCUCUCUCUUCCCUCAGCUGGGCUCAUCCAUCCACUUCAUUCUCAGCCAAUGCUUUUCCGCUCUUAAUCCAAAGGAUCACGGUGGAGUUUAAAUUUAGUCUCAACUGCCAGGUAAAGUUUAGCAUUUUUUUUUUUUUUUUUUGCUUGUGAAACUAUGAACCGAGGACAGCAGAUAUUGCUUUUUUUUCCACCUCAAGGAGAUGUUUCUAAUAUUUCUCAGAAUAAGAAAUGGAAACAGGCAUGACCUGAAGCAUUGCAUUUAUUUUUUUUUUUUCUUGCAGCCUAAUAUCUAGCGCUGGCUUAACCUGGAGCAGUACGCCAUAAUAAUCUUUGCUCUUUUCUGCAUGCGACAGUGACAUCACUUCUUAGUUGUUAGCUUAAGAAGGACACUGUAUGUGUCCGAAUGGAGCAAAGCCGCUGGAAUAAUAUAGAGGAAUCUUGUUUCUUUUUUUGCCUGCGGAAAGAUCUGCGGACACAUCUUGCAUGUUUGUGUGACAUGAUCAGGUACACGUUCAUGUUGAUUUAAACUAUGCUUGCAUGUUUUCAGACUUCUCAUGCUUUUUUUGCACCCCAAAGCCCGAGCCCGGAAUUUGCUCUGGUGUUUAUCUUCAUCCCGGCAUUUGGGAGAUCAGCAAAAAGUUCACCGCUGAACUGGCUUCCGCACGGACGUUCUUUGACCUCUGUACCUACAGGAUUCAUGAUCUCAUCUAAAGGUUGCUUUUUAGGAGGUUAAGUAGACUCAGAUAAUCUUAGAAGACCAUACGCUUUACAAGAGAUCAGGUAUGCAAACACAACACUUUUCGAAAACACGCAAGGUACAUAAGCGAUUACAACAAAGUGUGUAGCAGUUAUUCUCAGUUGAAUUCAGCUGCUCGGGACUGGCUGAACCCUGACAGCACAAACAACCGAGUAAGCAAAAUGUCAUCUCGCCACUGAAGGCCCAGCUGAUGCCCCUCAUUAAACGCAUCCGUCACUGACCAAAUGUAUGGUUACAGUUAAAUUGUUAAAUUAUAUACUAUGACUGUGUUCUGUAGAAGAAGGCCCCUUUGAUGCUUAUUUAUUUGUUUGAUUUGUUUGCUUGCUCUCUUACUGGUUUAAUUGGAUUGCUGACUGGUCCAGUAGCACUGGUGUGCCGGCUGUAUAUAUUUUCAGUAUCACGCACAAUAGAUGUGAGAAAAGAGCAUUGGGUAUGCGAUCGCAGUUCAGUCUAAUGGUGGCGCUCAUUUUAGAAGCGUUUCAGAAGUGCUGCCCGGAGUAUUGUUAGAAUAAUUUAAUAUAAUACUUUAAAAAUCACUUGAUUCAAUCAUGGCUCCCUCUGUUCCGAGAACUCAUCUAAUGAUCAUUGUCAGAAACAGACGCUGUCUUCAAUAAGGGGUACUGGGUGCAGACGUACCCUACAAAAUAUAAGGUCGGAAUAUUCUCGAAGGGUGAUUUAAUGCGAACGCCGAUGCGAGGAUGCGCUGUCAGUUAUUCCCAGCUGCGGUCUUCACUCCCUGUUUUUAUGCACUUUUUAGCGACGCAUCGUCAGGGGCUGAAAUGUAACUCACGAUGAGCUGAGCUGAUCGACAGCCUCCCGUUCUGGAGUCCGUCCAAAGGGAGCAGGAUGCGGGAUGCAGGUUUGCAGGGUAGAAAGUUUGCGUGGAGCAUUGGGCAGAUCUUUCUGUACCUGUCAGGUGGGGCUCUGUUCUCUCCAUUGAGACGGAGUUUUAACAGGCAUCUUGGCACCUCCAAUGCAAGAACCAGCUGAGUCGUCUGUAUGGGUCAAACAGGGUUUAUCUCUUUAAAAAAAAAAAAAGGCACAAUUGUAAUGCUUCCACAUU